Molecule: messenger RNA, 180 nt
Organism: Prunus persica (peach)
Lineage: Eukaryota; Viridiplantae; Streptophyta; Magnoliopsida; Rosales; Rosaceae
Exons: 1
Coding region: 1-180 (59 amino acids)
Source: RefSeq, a predicted model, not a curated record
AUGGGCAUAAUGGGAAGCUGCUUCUCGUUUAUAUUGGGCUCAGUGUUCGGCAUCUACGUUGCCCAAAACUACAACAUCCCCAACAUCCAGAAGCUCUCCACUAAGGGCCUCUUGAUCGCCAAGCACAUCGAAGAGACUUACUGGAAGCUUAAGAAGAGAGACGACGAGAACCAGAACUAG